This is a messenger RNA of Schizophyllum commune H4-8, 3010 nucleotides long. RefSeq lists its product as uncharacterized. The transcript is spliced from 4 exons. NCBI's taxonomy places the organism in Eukaryota, Fungi, Basidiomycota, Agaricomycetes, Agaricales, Schizophyllaceae. The record is from RefSeq and is a predicted model, not a curated record. The coding region runs from base 233 to 2845 and encodes 870 amino acids.
GGGACAAAGAUGGGCGUGGUCUGCGCGUGUGUACAUCCUACAAAAGCCUCUGGCCGUCGUCGCUUACGGGCAGUACCGCCCCGCGCGCUUAUACCCUUCUUCCCAAACGACUCUUGCACUCCACCGUCGUCCACAUUGGCCACCGUUGUACCUAGGAGCUUCAGCACCGUCACUCUGGUGCAUAAUCGACUACUACUUUUGCGCGUCGCGCCUAUCUGUUUACCGUUGAGCUAUGUGGCGUGCAUUCUCCCUCCGCAGCAAAAAGUCACCGCCAGAGGAGCGCCACGGCUGGCCGGGCGCGCCCUAUGAUUACCGCUUGGCUACUGCCCCCGUCGCUCAGGCUCCUCCUCCGACGAUCAUGCAACCCGUACCCAUGCCACAACCCCCACCCAUGCCUGUUAAGCACAUCUCACCAUCCACAAUCGUGCCCCCGGUCGUCAGCACGUCCCCACCAGCCAUUACACGUGCCUCGUCCAGAGCGGCCGCUGCACCUCAAUCCGUCCUUCGCACUUCAUCGCGCGCCGCACCACCCCCAGUCGUAUCGACUGGUGCUCCCCCUGCUUUCACGCACACGAGCCAGCCUCCCAUCGCACAUAACAAUCAUGCCCCGGUCUCCCAUACCCCACACCCGCCGCCUAUUCAGACCGCCGCCCCUAUCCCGCCAGCUCCUGUGCCGAUUGCGCGCACUUCAUCUCGCGCGGCCGCGCCGACCCGAGCGCAUCCCGUGAACAACACCAGCACUUCUCCCUCAUAUAACUCGUACCCUGAGCGUCAGGGUCUUCCCUACACGGAGUGGCAAGCUGCUCUCGUUGACCGCCAAGCGACCGACAUGCGCAAAUCCUACUACGGUUCGUCCCCCGUCGCCGCUGUUGCCGGCAGCGAAGAUACCUACGACACGCGGUCCAUCACCGACUCUGCGUGCUCCAUCGACGACCGCGAUGCGUACCCGUACGAUAGGUACGGUGACAGACCCACGAUCUACGACUCCCCGAUCGGCUACUCCCCAUCGGACACGAUCUCGCCGCUCUCGUCGCCUUUCGACCCUCGCGCCGCUGCAUCACCCGCGGACAGCACCGUCGUGCUCAGAGGGGCGCUCCCGCCCACGCGCACCUACUCUGGCCGUCCGCUCGGCUUCAUACCCCUGGAGAUGGAGGAGUACCACUCGGGGGAGGACGAUCGGGCAUCGUACUCUGACGAGUCCUUCUCCGAGGGGCGCAGCACGGACUCUGAGGACGAUCGCCGCGGGCGACGCGGAGAUCGUCGCGGCGAUUACGACCAACGACGCGCGUCAUACGCAUCGACGGAGGACUCUUCGUACUCAGCGGAGAGGGCAUAUGACCGGCGCAGCGGGGGUGAUCAAUACGAGUACGAGAGCCACGCGUUGACCAUGAGUCGGAGGCGAGGCCGCGAUGUGGCGGGGGAACUGCAGCGGCAGGAGAGCGGCCGGGAAGGCCAUGGGCGGCGACGGCAUGGGUCGCGCGCGGGACAUGGUCGCAGCUUCGAGGACGAUCGCUACUCGAUUUUGGAGGAGCCGCCGCGCGCGCAGGAGCCUCUACAUGCCCUGCUCACGGAGGAGCCACCUCGGGCUCCACGCAGCCGCAAGGUGAGCGCGCCGCCUGCCCCACUGGCGCGGGCCCCGUCGAUGUCGUCGCCGGUUGAUGAUGCAUCGAGGACGCCACAGCCCCGCACGCGCCGCGCGAGUGUUGUGGGACCUGGUGGGCACGGGACUUCUCCGACAAGCUGGCGACACUCUGCUGUACCUACUCGUCGGGAGCCUGCCCUGGAGAGCGUUCCGGAGCGCCGCCAGUCGCCUCCUACUACUCUUCGCCAGGAGGAGGCCCCCCAUGUCUUCGGGCCGCGGCCGCGAAGGUCUUCUUCGGCAACACCUGCGCCUCCGUCCGAUAGGCGCAGCAUCAGCUACACGCCAGCUCCGGUGUGGGCUGGCUCGGACAGCUCAGGCUCGACGGCUUCGACGCGGUCUCUGGCCACGCCGCCACCCCUCGAUGCUCCCAUCGUCUCACAGGCUGAGGCGCGCACCCGCAAGCCGUCUUUCAUUCGUCCACAGGCGCCGUCUAUGCCCAUUCCGCCCAUCACGCGAGAGCACUCAUCGUCACCAAAAGACCGCAGGGAGAGUACAUCGCACAUGAGUCGUAGGGACAGCAUCUCGAUCUCCCCACGGGACAGAAGGGAGAGCAUGUCGACGUCUCCCCGCGAUCGACGGGUAGGGCCGCUGACCGUGCGCGAGCCCGCCAACGUGCCCCCUAACCACCGAACCAACGCUGUCUCUAUUACGCGGCGACCUUCCGCCUCUUCGCCUAUACGACCAUCCGCCACUUCGCCGGUGCGACAUGCGCAGCCCGCGCCGGUCUAUCCACCGGAGCCAUCGCACGCGCAGCGUGCUGACCAUCGCGAGCCUUACUAUGGCGCGCGGCAGCGAACCUCGCGCAGGUUCUCGGACACGGACGCACCGAGGCCGAGCUCGCCCGAUCCUCUUCCUGUUCCCCCGCCCAGCAACCGACGACGGCACUCGGAUGGGGAGCAGACACCGACCGAUGGCUUCCGCGGCGUCAAGUGGCGCGAGGGCCUUGUCUUGCCCUCGCCCAUCCUUACGCGCGACCGCCGCAAGGGCUGGUACAACCGCCGAGGCGACCAGCUCUGGACGAACGAGGGCGCGUUCCGGCCGGCUCUCACGGGCGAAGAAUACCCUCCAGACCUCGACGGGUACCCCGAAGCCGGCGAGGGCUGGAUGAACGAGGAGGGCAAGCGCAUCGACAUGAAGCACCGCCUCGUGCCCAAGCAACCACUGCGCUCCGUGCUGAAAACGAACUCGGGGUCUCUCCUAUAGCAGCCGAUGCCUGGCGCGUCGCGGUUGCGGAUGCGUUUAUGCUAUGCUAUGCUACUUUACUUGGGUAUGUAUGAUUAUGAUAGGUCCACGCAUUGCAUAUGUAUGGUAAGUACGCAGAUAAUGAGCAUUCGUUCAGUCGUCUGAUGUUAGAGUUAGUCGUCUGAU